Molecule: messenger RNA, 1710 nt
Organism: Oncorhynchus kisutch (coho salmon)
Lineage: Eukaryota; Metazoa; Chordata; Actinopteri; Salmoniformes; Salmonidae
Gene: chmp2a
Product: charged multivesicular body protein 2A
Exons: 6
Coding region: 173-835 (220 amino acids)
Biological process (GO): vacuolar transport
Source: RefSeq, a predicted model, not a curated record
GUCACAUCCUGCUGGGAUAGAAGUGGAGAUAUCUUUAUGCGGAAGUAUGUGAAAGAAAACAAAUAGGUAGACUAUUCCCGAAUUAAAACAUUUGAAGACCUCUCAAACAGUAUUUUCAUUUGCAAUUGUCAUUAUCGUGACAUAAACAGCCACACGAAAGACCUCAUACACGAUGGAGUUCUUGUUUGGGAAGAGGAAGACCCCGGAGGAGAUGUUGAGGCAAAACCAGAGGGCACUGACUCGGGCCAUGAGAGAUCUGGACAGAGAGCGACAAAGACUGGAGCAGCAGGAGAAGAAAAUCAUAGCUGACAUUAAGAAAAUGGCCAAACAGGGACAGAUGGAUGCUGUGAAGAUCAUGGCGAAGGACUUGGUUCGUACAAGGCACUAUGUGAAGAAAUUCAUUAUGAUGAAGGCAAAUAUCCAAGCAGUCAGCCUGAAGAUCCAGACUCUAAAGUCAAACAACAGCAUGGCACAAGCGAUGAAAGGUGUUACCAAAGCAAUGGCUACCAUGAACAGACAGAUGAAGUUGCCACAGAUUCAGAAGAUCAUGAUGGAGUUUGAACGACAGAGUGAGAUCAUGGACAUGAAGGAGGAGAUGAUGAAUGAUGCCAUAGACGAUGCCAUGGGUGAUGAGGAUGAUGAAGAAGAGAGUGAUGCUGUUGUGUCCCAAGUGUUGGACGAGCUGGGCCUCAAUCUCUCUGACGAACUCUCAAAUCUGCCAUCCACGGGUGGUAGCCUCUCCGUAGCAGGUGGGAAGAAAGCUGAACCCCAGCCAGCCCUGGCAGAUGCAGAUGCUGACCUUGAGGAGAGACUGAAUAACCUCAGGAGAGACUGAGUGUGGAAAAACUGGCACGCAACAGCACUUUGGCAGCCUGGCGUUUAAUACAGAUACACAUGUACUCAGCAACUCAAAUCUCUGUACAUACAUUUAUUUGGGUAACAGAAGUGGAGGAACACUGGAGGUUUUCAGUGAGAACUCUGUUAUGGUAUAUAAGCUUUUUUGUUGCAGGUAUUAUUUUUUCGCUUGCAGUAUGUUAUCUUUAAUCAAUGACGGAUCAGAAUCAUUAUCCAUACAAUUGUUCUCUUAAAAAUAUGAAGCAUUCUCUUUAGGGGGUAUAUUUUAAUGCCGUUUAAAUACACCCAGAGGCAUGCAUUACACUCCUUGGGUAAAUUGAACACUAUAUUCACUUUAAAAUCAUUAGACCAUCCUAUUAAAGUAAACAUUUUGUAUAUUUGAUGUACAAGUAUCAUUACAUUUGUACAUAAUGUCAACUUUUAGUGGUGUGCAGGCAUACAGUACACAUUGCCAGAUAACAUUAACAUGAUUUAGUAAUGGUUUUACUGUUUGUUACUUGCUAGCUUUUUAUUUACUUGGAGACUUUGAAUAACAUAAGGAUUCAGAGGUUUCAACAAUACCAUUAUCGUAACGUCCUUUUGUGAGUUAAAUGGUUUCAACAAAAAUACUUAAGUGGGGUCAAAUAUGUCUAUUGUUUGGCAAAUUUUUCUCCAUGUCAAAUGUCCAAAAAGGGGGCACUCACUUGAUGGUGCCUGGUAAAACUGAAAUAGCCUUUUUUAUCCUAGGACUGUAGUCAUUGAGUUGUCAUGAUAAUCAAUGUAAUAUUUAUCGAAAGGGUGAUGGAAGGUGUGGUGGUUUGUAUAAGAAAUUCCUAUUUUGCCUUUAUUCAAUAAACAUUUUUUUUUUACAUUUGA